Sander lucioperca (pikeperch) is the source of this 1870-nucleotide messenger RNA. RefSeq names its product UTP3 small subunit processome component (gene utp3). Lineage: Eukaryota; Metazoa; Chordata; Actinopteri; Perciformes; Percidae. The coding region runs from base 235 to 1668 and encodes 477 amino acids. Gene Ontology annotation, biological process: maturation of SSU-rRNA from tricistronic rRNA transcript (SSU-rRNA, 5.8S rRNA, LSU-rRNA). The transcript is spliced from 16 exons. Gene Ontology annotation, cellular component: nucleolus; small-subunit processome. The record is from RefSeq and is a predicted model, not a curated record.
UAUGCACCUUUCACAUUGCUUUGUAGACCGCCAAUAAAAGUAAAGAAGAGAAGAAACCACGGAAGCACAUGGUAACCAGAGUGGAAAAUGUGUCGCCUCAACUCAACUGGAUAUUUACAAUUUUCUUUUGUUUUAAUCUCCAGAUAUUAGUACUGGCGUUGAAACGUGUUGCUUGGUUAUCAUUCCUCUCCUGCUUUGUUUGCUAACGUGUAGCAAACAAGUAAUUUUUCAAUCAUGGUGCGAGCUAAAAGGGCUGUGAAGAUACAAAGGCCAAAGAAGACAGAGCGAUAUGAUGAAGAUGACCCUGAAGCCUACAAGAACAUGCCUGUCCCUGAUAAGAAAUCGUCACAGUACUCUAAGGACAACAUCGAUGAGUUUCAUGAUGAGAAGAUUGCAAAACUUCUCGCCAGCGGUGUUCAAAUGGAGAGCGACCAGGAGGAACUGGAUGAUGAGGAGGAAGUGAUGGCCCUAGAUGAUUCGGAGUCAGAGGAGGAGGAGGAGGAGGAGGAGGAGGAAGAAGAAGAAGAAGAAGAAGAGGGGACAGACAUGGAGAGUGAUUUAGAGGGGAAAAAAGAAGAAGAUCUUCCCAAUGAAAUGGCAUGGGGCACCAAGAAGAAGAUGUUCUAUGACUCUGACUAUGUGACCACCAAGGGGAAAUCGCAAGACGAGUUGGAAGCCGAGGAACAAGAGGAAGAAGAAGAGGCCAGAAAUAUCCAAAAACGUUUAGCUGCAAAUCUGAGCGAGGAGGAUUAUGAUUUAAACUUUUUUCAGGAAUUUGCUGUGGAGGGGAAGGAUGAAAACAAGACUGUGGAAAAAAAAGAGAGGAUUGUGAAAGACCUGAAGCAGAUGUCCCAGAAAGAAAAAAUGAAACUUUUGAAAAAGGAGUCACCAGAGCUGCUUGACCUCAUUCAGGACUUCAAGGCAAAGCUUAAUGAACUAAAAGAUGAGCUGCAGCCCCUCGUACAGAUGGUCAAGGACGGAAAGAUCCCACCAGGAAAGGGCGCUGACUACCUCAAGACAAAACAGCAACUGUAUCUCAAUUACUGCACAAACAUCAGUUUCUACUUGGUGCUGAAAGCAAAACGAAUCCCUGUUCAUAACCAUCCAGUGAUUGAAAGACUGCUCACCUACAGAAAUCUCAUCAAUGAACUAGGUUCAGUAGAUGCUCGGCUUUCACCUCAGUUUCGCAAACUGCUAGCUGGUGAGGAGAAGGAUAAGGCCAGCAGACCAGCAGAGGGAAAGAAAACCAGAGUCUCCAGUAAGAAGGAAAAGGAUUCUGGAGAAACUAUGCUUGAGGUUGAGGAGGACUCGGACUCUGAUCUGGAUGAGGAAGCGGCUCUGCGUUUCUACAGAGAUGUGGAGGAGCGGUUGAAAUUGAAGAGAAAGGGCAAUGACACGGAAGCUGAAGAGUUGGUAGAGAAUGAAGAUGAGGAGGAAGAUCCAGAUGCUAAAAGAGGAAUCACUUACCAGAUGGCCAAGAACAAGGGGCUCACACCAAAGAGGAAGAAAAUUGACCGUAAUCCCAGAGUCAAGCACAGAGAGAAGUUCAGACGGGCCAAAAUCCGCAGAAAGGGCCAGGUGCGUGAGGUGCGUCGGGAGGACACAAGAUACAGUGGAGAGCUGUCUGGUAUUCGUGCUGGUGUCAAGAAAAGCAUCAAACUUAAGUAACCAAGAGAGAAUUCAAAAUAUGCUGCCAAGUGAAGCCAUGGGGUUGAAAAAUUACCAAUCGACUGUACUUGUAAAUGUUUAUUAUAGGUGUGUAGUAAAGCAUGCCACUGAAUUAUUCAUUUACUGUUGUAGAAAAAGACAUCAAAAUAUUUUUUUCUGUUCUAGAUCAUUGCAUGUGAAUAAACAUUCAAUAAACUUUCAA